Ictalurus furcatus (blue catfish) is the source of this 1769-nucleotide messenger RNA. RefSeq names its product MOB kinase activator 1A (gene mob1a). Gene Ontology annotation, molecular function: protein kinase activator activity. Gene Ontology annotation, biological process: hippo signaling; positive regulation of protein phosphorylation. Bases 323 to 973 code for a protein of 216 amino acids. NCBI's taxonomy places the organism in Eukaryota, Metazoa, Chordata, Actinopteri, Siluriformes, Ictaluridae. The record is from RefSeq and is a predicted model, not a curated record. Gene Ontology annotation, cellular component: cytoplasm; nucleus. The transcript is spliced from 6 exons.
GCUCUAACUGCACUCGCACUAGCAGCUCUAACUGCACUCGCACUAGCAGCUCUAACUGCACUCGCACUGUGCGAUUUUGGCAACAACAUCGGACUCUGUUGUCUUUGCUGUUUCCUUUUUCUCUGCGGCGGUGUAAACACUUCCUGUUCCAGCGCGGUUUCAUGUUCGCUUAGUUUUGAAGAACUUUUAAAGUUUUGAAACUUCGGGACUACAUUGUCUACAUCGGUUUGAUUCCUCAAACAAGACUUGGGUGAAGAAUUUCUGUUCGGAAACUUGGACUUCACGCUGUCUGGAAGCUUCGCUGGAAGCAAAGUUAACGGAAAUGAGCUUCUUAUUUGGCAGUCGGUCUUCAAAGACAUUCAAACCGAAGAAAAACAUUCCGGAGGGUUCUCACCAGUAUGAGCUGUUGAAACAUGCUGAAGCAACAUUGGGAAGUGGUAACCUUCGAGCUGCUGUGAUGUUACCAGAAGGAGAAGACCUUAAUGAAUGGAUCGCUGUUAAUACUGUCGACUUCUUCAACCAGAUCAACAUGCUUUAUGGCACCAUCACUGAAUUCUGCACUGAGACCAACUGCCCCGUCAUGUCUGCAGGGCCGAAGUAUGAAUAUCACUGGGCCGAUGGUACCAACAUAAAGAAACCAAUCAAAUGCUCGGCUCCAAAAUACAUUGACUACUUGAUGACUUGGGUCCAAGAUCAGCUGGAUGAUGAAACCCUAUUUCCUUCCAAAAUUGGUGUGCCUUUCCCGAAAAACUUCAUGUCAGUGGCUAAAACUAUUCUGAAGCGUUUAUUCAGAGUCUAUGCUCAUAUUUACCACCAGCACUUUGACUCUGUCAUGCAGCUACAGGAGGAGGCCCAUCUCAACACUUCCUUCAAGCAUUUCAUCUUCUUUGUGCAGGAAUUCAACCUGAUUGACCGCAGAGAGCUGGUUCCUCUGCAGGAACUUAUCGAGAAACUAGGCACCAAGGACAGAUAAAAAAAAAAAAACCAUACCAACAUAUGCAUCACUGAAAUAUUUCUCCUUUUGUUCAGAGAAUUUUAAAGCCACAGUCAGUAUAUUUUAGGAAUAGAGGUGUAUUUUAAUAAUGUGCUGACUGUAGAUUAACAAUGUUUAUGUACCCAUUACAUGUUAGGAUGAUCUGUUUUUAACUUCGAUUUUAUCAGUCUUUUUUAUUUGGGCUUCAUGAACUAUAUAGUCGUUGGACAAAGUAGAUGGCAGAUAGAAACCAGAUAGAAACUGCAGGCAGAUUUUUGUAUUAAACCUUUCUUAUUGUUUUAUAUUCAAGCAUGUGAUCUUACCAUAUAUAAAUAUAUGGUAGAGAAAAACCAAUACAACACAUCUUUCAGUUUUGUAUUGAAGGUGAAUGGAGUACAAGGUUAUUGGUUUCUGUGAUUAGUACAUGUGUACAUUCUUGCUAGCGUCUAACAUUCCUUUCAUGCUGAAAAGGUUUUUAUGUAGGUCAGUAUUUGUGCUUUGAAAUUUAGACUGUAACAGUAAUGCUAAUGUCUGCAAGCUGCUGAUUUUACUCAUUUACAAAAUGCUGAUUUUUUAAAAAUAUUAUUUGCGUUUUUAAUAUCAUCAGUAGUUCUUUCCUUUAAUAUGAGGCAUUGAAAAGUAUAUUUGGUUCCAAGGAAAAAUGAAUGGACCAUGACUGAUUACUGUAUUUUUUUUUUUUUCUUUCUCAAAUUUGUAAAAUCAAACAUGGUGUUCUGGACUUUUCAGGACUAUGAAUAACUUUUUAAGAUGAGGAUUAAACCUAUAUUUGCAUCAA